Lagopus muta (rock ptarmigan) is the source of this 1576-nucleotide messenger RNA. RefSeq names its product growth hormone regulated TBC protein 1 (gene GRTP1). The coding region runs from base 160 to 1179 and encodes 339 amino acids. The record is from RefSeq and is a predicted model, not a curated record. Lineage: Eukaryota; Metazoa; Chordata; Aves; Galliformes; Phasianidae. The transcript has 8 exons.
GGAACCCGGCGGCCGCCCCCGCCCCUCAACCGGCGGAGCGUGUCGGGGAGUUGCGCUCGGCGGCCGGAGCUCCGAAUGGGGCGGCGGAGGCGGCGCUGCUCGGCUUGAGGAGAGCCCGCCGGCGGCUCCCGGCCGGAGGGGGCCGAGCGCUGACGGCCGAUGGCCGGGCUGGAGGACGGCCGGGAGUGGGCGUACAGGGUUGAUCCGUAUGGGUUUGAGAGGCCAGAUGACUUUGAUUACGCGUCCUACGAAGCGUUCUUUUCCAGAUACCUCGUGGUGCUCACCAGAAGAGCAAUAAAAUGGUCCAAGCUCCUGAAGGGGAAAAACAGCAUACAGAAGGGUUUAAAAGUGAAGAGAUAUAUCAGGAAAGGCAUUCCCAACGAACACCGUGCAUUGAUCUGGAUGAUCGUGAGUGGGGCUCAAACCAACAUGGAGCAAAACCCUGGAUACUACCAGACACUGCUUGAAGGAGAGAAAAAUGACAAGCUGGUUGAAGCAAUCAAAACAGACAUGAACAGAACGUUUCCAGAUAAUGUGAAAUUCCGUAAAACGGCUGAUCCCUGCUUGCAGCACACACUCUACAACGUGUUGGUGGCCUAUGGACAUCACAAUAAAGCAGUAGGAUAUUGUCAGGGCAUGAAUUUCAUAGCUGGAUACCUGAUUCUUAUUACAAAGAAUGAAGAGGAGUCCUUUUGGUUGCUAGAUGCCCUUAUUGGAAGAAUAUUGCCUGAUUAUUACAGUCCUGCAAUGCUGGGCCUGAAAACCGACCAGGAAGUCCUGGGGGAGCUGGUGAAGAUGAAAGUUCCAGCUGUGGCCGAGCUGAUGGAAAGACACGGAGUCAUGUGGACCCUUGUGGUGUCCCGCUGGUUCAUCUGCUUGUUCAUUGACAUCCUUCCAGUAGAGACUGUGCUCCGAAUAUGGGAUUGCUUGUUCUACGAAGGGUCAAAGAUCAUCUUCCGCGUGGCCUUAACAUUAAUUAAGCAACAUCAAGCUUUUAUUUUGGAAGCCACGAAUUUCCCUGACAUUUGUGACAAAUUUAAGCAGAUCACCAAAGGAACGUUUGUAACGGAGUGUCACACUUUCAUGCAGAAAAUAUUCACAGAACCUGGCAGUCUGUCCAUGGCAACAAUUGACAAACUCCGAGAGACAUGCAGAGAGAAGGUGCUUUCUCAGGGAUAACUCAGCAGCAGGAACCAGGCGCUCAGACUCCAGAAAUGGACACAUUCCUCUUUUUGCACUGACUAAAGCACACUUUAAGCUUUCCAAGAGUUAACUGACACUUGACCAAUUUUUUUCCUGCCUUCCAUGUAAGUGUUUUUAACGCUUUGUACUGUAUGUCAGACUUGAUAACUGGAACUACUGCAACUGAUGAAUUUGUCAUUAUUAUUUUUUAAGAAUUCCAGUGUUUUCAGAGUAGAAUGUGAUCAGUGUAAGGACACUCCUCUUGAAGUCACUGUCCUUGUCUUUUCAGGGCGUUUUGUAAUGUUGAAACAGGUGUAUAGAAUUACAUAUCCUUCGUAUUGUAUUAACUAUGACACCUCUUUCCAUUUGUACAAAAUAAAUCUAAUUUAAUUUG